AUGAUCGAGACCCUUAUCAGUCUCGCGUUCUAUGCAUCCACAGCGAUCACGUUCCUGAUCCUCCUUCUCCCAUCGCAAUACGAACCCAGACGAGCUUCAGAUUCGAAGCAGAAUGCAUCAUCCGAGCCCAAAACAAGGAUUCAGAUCCUGGUACUGGGGGAUAUUGGCCACAGCCCGCGUAUGCAGUACCAUGCGCUAAGCGUUGCCAAACACGGUGGUCAAGUCGAUAUCAUUGGGUAUCAUGAAUCAGAACUUCAUCCCGACAUAUCCUUUAACCCCCGAAUCACCAUCGUCCCAAUUCCACCGCACCCCGCGUUCCUACAAACUAGCAACAAGCUCCUCUUCCUCGUCUUCGCGCCGUUGAAAAUUAUAUUCCAAGUUCUCAGUUUGUGGAGAUGUCUCGCAUAUCAAACCGAACCGGCCAAAUGGCUCCUUGCUCAGAAUCCACCGUCGAUUCCUACACUUGCGAUUGCCUCCCUUGUCUGCUUUCUCCGUCAUACCAACUUGGUUGUGGAUUGGCAUAACUUUGGAUACUCGAUACUCGCGCUGAAGCUAGGGGAUACUCAUCCAGUGGUCCGGUUUUCGAAGCGGUUUGAGAGGGUGUUUUGCAGAUACGCCACGGCGCAUCUCUGCGUCACAGAAGCUAUGACAUCCGUCUUGAAGAGGGAUUUUGCUUUGGAAGCACCGAUCUUGCCUCUACACGAUCGGCCGGCCAGCCAUCUACAACCUAUCCACGACACGCAAGUCCGACAGGACUUCAUCAGCUCUGUACCGGAAACAAGCUCUGCCAAGUCUGUCUUGGGAACUGAAGAUUUCCGGGUUCUGGUCAGUUCCACAUCCUGGACCCCAGACGAAGACUUCUCACUCCUCAUCGACGCACUUUGCGAAUACUCCAAGUUGGCGACUACUUCUAAGCCUUCGCUACCGCCAAUCCUCACCAUUAUCACCGGUAAAGGCCCUCAAAAGGCAAUAUACUUGAAGAAGAUAUCCGAUCUCGAAAUAGCCGGACGCCUCCAAAAGGUCAGCAUCCGUACCGCGUGGCUGACCACAGAAAACUACGCCAAACUCCUCGCAUCCGCUUCGCUGGGGGUUAGCCUACACACAAGCAGCAGUGGGGUUGACCUUCCGAUGAAAGUUGUCGAUAUGUUCGGGGCUGGGUUACCAGUUGUGGGCUGGAACCGCUUCGAAGCCUGGCCGGAGCUGGUGACUGAGGGUGUCAAUGGGAGGGGGUUUGGGAGCGUGGACGAGCUUGUAGAACAGCUUGUUGAUCUCUUUGGGGAUUUGACGAAGUUAGAAAAGCUUCGUGCUGGUGCUCUUCGAGAGAGUGAGCGUCGCUGGGAUGGUGAGUGGGAUCCCGUAGCUGGAAAACUUCUAGGCUUAUUAUGA
Molecule: messenger RNA, 1386 nt
Organism: Aspergillus chevalieri
Lineage: Eukaryota; Fungi; Ascomycota; Eurotiomycetes; Eurotiales; Aspergillaceae
Gene: ALG1
Product: chitobiosyldiphosphodolichol beta-1,4 mannosyltransferase
Exons: 2
Coding region: 1-1386 (461 amino acids)
Cellular component (GO): endoplasmic reticulum
Molecular function (GO): mannosyltransferase activity
Source: RefSeq, a predicted model, not a curated record